AUGGAACUAUCAAUCCCCAUCCCAAAAGCAAUCCCCUUCGAAACCGGCCUUCCCAAAACCCCCCUCCCCGUCAUCGAUCCCCGCAAUAAACCCACCCUCAACGUCCCGCAAAAUAAAUACACCACCUUCGAUUUCACCCCCUUCCUCAGCUCCCCCGCCGUCCUCCACCGCAUGCGAGAAAACCGACAACAAAUCCCCCUCCUCUCCCCCAUCCCCUCCACACGAAUCCCCUCCCCUUUAGCCGAAAAUCUGCACCCCUCCGUCAUAAAGGACGUGCGAGAUUUCCUCCUCGGAACAGGUAAAUACACCAGUCCCUACCAACGCCAGUAUUCGGGCAACGGAGCCGAAGUAUGGGCGAGCUGGAAACGCGCCUGGGAUAUUUGGAAUAAUCACUAUAUCGACGGACGCGUGAAUGAAGUAUGGGUUGCGCGCGCCUAUAGACAAUGGGAAGCGUAUAUAGCGCAGCAGAGCAAGAAAGGGAAAGCACCAUUCGAGGGACCACCAGGACGAAGUCUCCUGCGCAGAAAGAAGGUCGAGAUUGGAAAACCGUAUCAUACGGAGAGUAAGGCGUUGGAACAAUUCGAAGUGAGUAUUGAUGAUGUAGCACAGGGAAGGAAGGAGUUCAAACAGCGCGCUAUCGACGAGUUGAAAGCGUCGUUUAAGAGAAAUCGUGAUUUGGGUCAUGGAUAUAUUGAGUUUUGCGAAGCGCUGGCCGAGUGGACGAGACGCGAGUGGUAUCGUCCUGAAUGGAGCCAGUAUAAGGAUUACAAGAAUAAGGCUCCGGAAUAUUUACCCCUGACCAUGAAAUAUGUACACGAGGAACUAUAUGACGGUACUAAAGAGCGCGUCAUCGAACUCCUCGGCACGGAAUUUUGGCAAAAAGAUCCUAAGCUCGAGGCUCAUCCCGGAACCAUCGAAUACGCCAUCGCCAUUGCCAACUGGGAACAACAGGCCGAAGUGAUCCGAUGCAGAUACACCGAACGACCUAAUUGGCUCUACAUGUAUGAGCCGACCGAAAAGCUAGAGGACAAGUACAUCGAAUCAGCAAAGAAACGCACGAGUCCCGCCGUAAUCGACGAAUUCCGACUCCGCAUGAAUGUGAAUCGGAAACUGGGGGUGGGAUAUAUUGAGCUCUCGUGGCAGGAGGCGCAUUAUAAUAUCAAUCUGAAAGCGCACGAUGGGGAUCUGGAUGCCACGAUUCAGGAAUUUGAGAAACCGGAUCCGAAGGAUUAUAUUGAUAAGGCGCGGCCGGGGAAACUGGAUGAGAAUACCGCGCCUGUGGAGGCGAUUGAUCGUGAUGAGGAGGAGGAGGAUCAGGAUGAGGAUGAUAUUAAUCAUAAUGAUCUUGCUAGACCAGCGCCCAUUGAGGAGGAUGGGUCUAGUGGGGGCUUUUUUGCCAUGAGGGAUUUUCUUGAAUAUGCGGUUCCGGAUGAAGAUGAUGCGAGCUUUCACGAAUAUUAUGAUCCUAUUGAGAAUAGUAUUUGGCGACCAAUACAAGUUGGUGAACAGAGACCAAAGAUUGAUAUGGACGAAGAACCCGAUUCAUUUUUAAAGAAUUCUCAAUUUGAGAUUGAUGGUGGUGUGGAUUGUGGAAGAAGUCCUUAUCCUGUAUGUUCCAUUUCUUUUUCAUGCCAUAUAAAAAUAUUUUGCUGAUAACAUCUAUGUAGCUUCUCCGGCCUCUAUACAGAUACGCUCAAAGUCACGUUGGGGCACAUAAAGACUCAAACCCCAAAGAUCACCUACCAUUCAAAAAACAAGGAUCCCUUUUGAAACUCAAAAAGUAUUGGGAUAACGUCACAGGCACAGUUUUCAACAUCCCUACCAAGAACAUAUAUGCGCAAACCCUUGACAAAAUUGAAGAUGCUAACCAUCGAGAAUCCUUCAAUAAUAACGAGAGCUAUCAAAACCCAGACAUAUUCCCCUUGGAUAUUCGACGAUGCGAAAAAAUCUCAUCUCCGUUCAAACCUGGGAAAAACCCCAAAAAGCUAGUUGACUUCCGAGAAACCGAUACUAUUAUCCAACCAUCCUUUAGGAUGAAGGAAAAGGAAUAUAGACCCAUGAGAUUUGAUGAUCCUUGGUGGGUUGAGCCGGAACAGAAGUAUUAUCGGGAUAUGCCACCUCGAAACUACCCGCCAAAAUUUGAUGAAACGCAAUCGCAUCUCCCGAAGGAUGUCAGACUUUGGAAAGAAGAAUUGGAGAAGGAUUCCGAUUUGAAGAAACGAUAUUUCGUCGCUAACUUGGAUGGAAGACUUUUGACAAUCAACGGAGUUGAGGUUGGAAAAGGCGAAAUCGCAGGUCCAUUACCAGAAUUUGCAAUAAUACAAACUGAGGGAGGUGGAGUAUCUUUCUGGCAUGGAGUAGGUGGUAGAUUUUACUUACAGCCGGCUGGUGCUAGAAUGAAGGAUUGGUCUCGACAAUGGAGUCAGUUGAGACAAGCCUUGAAUGAUGAAUUCUUCGGCGUUGCUUCUGGAUAUUUCUGGCAGAACGCAAUUGUGGGAAAAAUCAUGGAAGACGAUGAGGGCGAAGGGGAGCAAGACCCUAAAUGGAUAAAAUGGAAAAGUGCAAAACCAGUCAGAAACACAAAUGCAGUGGACCCCCGCGCUGUUAAACUUCAUCCCGGUUUUCUCGAUUCUCAUCCUGAUCCUCAGUCCAGCGAAAACGAAGACUGGGGAGCGCCUGGACCUUUACCAUUCGAGAGUCCAGAAGCUGAGCUCAAAUGGGCAGCAGCACAACUUCAUUUUCAGGAAAUGUUUGUCAACGAACCAUGGCUCAAGGCUAAAAUGAUUGAGCCAACCAAAGAUACAGCGUGGGGAGGGCUGCAAGAAGACUAUCGCGAUCCUUCUGAUGGUCCUACAGACGAAGCUAGGGAUGCAUGGUGGGCAUCCAAUGGAGACCGCACUCAAAAGGUUCAAGUGAAAUCAGGUCAAACAUUUGAUGAGCGACUACGGGAAGAAUUUGAUGCCGACCAAGCCACGGUUGAGGCCAAAAGUUUGAAGCGAAAGGCUGACAAUGAUGGCUACUUCUUACCUGACGCCAAGCGAUUCCGAGAGAAUAUAGGAGAGAGAGAAAAACAGAAAAUUGAGGAGAUUGAACUAAAGGAAGUGGAGCGGUUGAAUAUGGGCAUAGCAGAAUUAGUUGAUCAGAUCAAUCAGGGUGCUAGAGAUCUCGAGGAGAAAGCGGAACCUGGUGCACUAGUGAAGCACAUAGAUCAGUGGCAUCCGGCUUCUGGCGCUGAUGCCGAGGCACAAGCAAAAGAAGCGCUUCAAAGAGUCCGAGAGCUGGAGCGGGUAAGACUACUGUAUAAUGAACGUAGGAAGAAUGCGAAUGAGAGCGCGAUCCCGCCUUUCAAAGACCCUAUCGCAGGUUUAGCCCCUUCGACUGUCUUGACGCUACCAGAAAACCAAUGGGCAUUAGAAGCAAUAGUAAGACACAGGGAAGCAUUUCGUCUAGACCAAGAAGUCCAGGAAACAGGGGCUUUGAAUAAUCUGAACGCCUCUGAAAGAUUGAAACGAAAACGUCUUACGGAAAAACGAAGUCGAGGUGGCCUUGGGUUUACAAUUAUGACAGAUGCGCAACUGAAAGAGCAAAAAAGACAAUUGGUGAUCAAGGCAAAAGAACAGAAAGAAGAAGAGGAUUUUAGAAAAGUAUUACAGUUGACCAAUGCGUACAAGGCAAAGACGACACAAGUCAAGAAAGAUGAAAAACACGUAGCAGCUGUGAAAGAUGGAAUUCAAGCUGGCGAUAUAGUGAAGGCCGAAGCAGCGAUGAAGAAAGGUCGGGAAGAAAUUAAAGACUUCGAAUUGGAAAUAGCAAAACAACUUUCUUUGUCAUCUUUGGCUGAAGCGGAGGGUAUUAGUGUAGAAGACCUGGUCGAAUACGCAAAGACCCCUGGAUUUGAUCCUACAAAUUUCGGCGCUUGGACCAGCAAUGUAGCGCGGGCCAAAAGAGAAGAAGAAAUACUUCAAGCAGCGAAAGUGGCAGCCAAGACAAUGAACAUGUCUGUCGAACAGUGGUACAAGUCCGAACAUGGAGUCUCUACUUCCGAAGAAUACCUCAAAAAGCUCGCCAAAAACGAGCUUCCGAAAUACGAAUUGAACGCCGAAGUUUUGAAAACUAAACAGGAAUUUAUUGCAAAAAUUCUCCGCACUGUUUCCGGCCAUGAUCAGAAGAGAAAAGGCCAAUUUACCAGCUGGGAAGAAGUUAUUUCAAGCAUGCCGGUCGCUGCAGAUUGGGAUACAGUCGUGAAUGCCCCGCCGGAAACAGAUACCCUGGAGUUGGGACUCACACCGAGGAUCCAGACAAUUAGCAUAUAUGAUGGCAGUUCAAUAUGGACGGGUCAGUUGUGAGUUGUGUUGAGUAUAUCGAUGUCUGAGUAUUGUCAUUCGCUAGGGACCUUUUCUGGAUAUUUGCAUUCCUGCAAAUUGCAGAUACGAUGAUGGAGUUUGGGCUGAGCUGCUGCUUUUGGUUUCUCUUUAAAGAUCUUGGGUUGAAUAAAAAUUGGAAGUCGAAAGUAUUUGAAAGCACGCAAAUUGGUUGAGGAGGUGUCCAUUUCACCGUGGUUUCCAUGGAGGUUAGGUACUAUGUUAGUGAU
Sclerotinia trifoliorum is the source of this 4591-nucleotide messenger RNA. The record is from the annotation of a GenBank genome assembly. Lineage: Eukaryota; Fungi; Ascomycota; Leotiomycetes; Helotiales; Sclerotiniaceae.